This is a messenger RNA of Salvia miltiorrhiza (redroot sage), 1585 nucleotides long. Its product is annotated as ethylene-responsive transcription factor RAP2-4-like. Bases 525 to 1403 code for a protein of 292 amino acids. The record is from RefSeq and is a predicted model, not a curated record. Lineage: Eukaryota; Viridiplantae; Streptophyta; Magnoliopsida; Lamiales; Lamiaceae. Gene Ontology annotation, molecular function: DNA binding; DNA-binding transcription factor activity. Gene Ontology annotation, biological process: regulation of DNA-templated transcription. The transcript has a single exon.
AUCUGAAUCCGCCACGUAGCGCAUCACAGACACCUGCCACUAAAUCCGACGUGUCUUUCCCUGAUUGGGCAUUCAGAUGAAUCAUUUAGAAUGGAUACAAAACCGUUGCCUACAGAGAGAAAAUCCAAGAUUAGCAAAGCGAUCAAGAGAGAGAAAGACCAGGGGCCACGCCUUUAUAAGCACACAGAGUGGCACCACAUUUUGCAGAAGAGUUGGAAUAUGAAAAAUCACUGAAUUGUUAGAGCGCUUAAUAGAAAUUUUCAUUUUCGUCUCGCCCGUCUUUCAAGAAUUUGGUCGUAUUUUUCUGGGUUUCAUAUCUUGAUUUCGGACUGGCCUUGUGUUUCUUCUUCAAAAAGAGAUCACUUGUUUUGGGUCUAAAGUUUUGAAUUUUAUUUGGUACAAAAAGAAUUUUGUUUUUCCAUCCUUCACCUGUUCGAUCAAUUGCCUCUUUGAAAAGUUUGAAACUUUUAUUUUGAUUCUCAACUUUGUUUGUGCGAAACUGUGUUGAAUUCUUGAUAGAAUACAUGGCGAUGGCUAUAGAUACAUAUAAUUCUGGCAGUAAUCAGAUUUUGUACGCAGAUUCCUGUAGGGAAGAGCUUAUGCAAGCACUCCAACCUUUUAUGAAAAGUGCUGCUUCUUCUCCAGAUAGCUUCUCUCUUCUCCCCUCUGCUUCUCCCUCAACUUCUCUCUCUUCCUUUGAUCCCUCAUCUUUCUCUUCCCAAUCCAAUGCCUACUACACUUCAAUCCCACCGAGAAUCCAAAUCAGUGAUGAUCAAAUCCUUACCCAAAUCCAAGCUCAAUCUCUGCUCAAUCAGAGCCCAUUCUCGGGGUUUCUCGGCCCGAAGCCCGCACUGAUGAAGCAGCCCGGCACGCCCCCGAAGCCCGCCAAGCUCUACAGAGGAGUGAGGCAGAGGCAUUGGGGCAAAUGGGUUGCCGAAAUCAGACUCCCCAGAAACAGAACAAGGCUAUGGCUCGGCACCUUCGACACGGCCGAGGAAGCCGCCUUGGCCUACGACAAGGCGGCUUUCAAGCUGCGAGGGGAAUUCGCGAGGCUCAAUUUCCCUCAUCUCAAGCACCAUCUGUGCCAUGAAUUCAAGCCCCUGCAUUCAUCAGUUGAUGCCAAGCUUCAAGCCAUUUGUGAAGGCUUGGCAGAGUCUCAGAAACAGAGGAAUUCAGACCAAAGCUGUGACCUUUCGACAGACCUGCCGGAGAACGCCUCCCGCCAGCUGCUGAGAGUCAAAAUGGAGGCCUCUCCGUCUCCCUCGCCAUCAGAGGAGGUGUCUUCGGCUUCCCCGGAAUCCGACGCCGCUUUCUUGGACUUCCCAGAGCCAUCUUUUGGUGACUGUGAUAAUUUGCUGCUUGAGAAAUACCCUUCUGUUGAGAUAGAUUGGGCUGCUCUGUAAUGGUAGUUUUUUGUGUUUGAAUGUUGAAGUAGAUUUGUGGCAACUCUGCAAUGAAAUUUUUGACAUGUGCAGAUUUUGUCCAUAAAUCUUGUGAAAAAGUUUGUGUAAUAAUAUGUAAUGUAAGUCUUGGUCUGCUGGUGAUUUUUGUCCAUGUAUGACCAUUGUAGAUUUGUCACUACUUA